AUGGAGCCACACUUGAUCAAGACAUACAUGUAUAUUGCUCAUCUAGAAGAUCUCAAACAACAAAGCAGUAUUUUUAAGAGAACAAGGGGGCGCACAGAACAAAAGCGUAAAUUGACGUCCAAAACAUUUAAAGAAUAUGCCUGGCACCAUCUCGUGGAGUCUGGAGAUUUACAAAAGUUGCUUGUGUCUGAGCUCAAUAAGUAUCUUAAACAUUACAAACUCAUAAGCAAUGGCACCAAAGCUGAAAAGAUAAGGUGAAUCUCGUUGCAUGUGCUUCGUGGGGAGGAUAGACAAUGGGAAGAUAUAAAUGAGUCUACUGACAAGGAAGCAAAGGAAGGUGGAACGGAAAACGACGGCGAAGAAAUUGAUGGCUCAGGGGAUGAUGAAGGUGAGGAGGAUAAUGUCCUUGCAGAAUGGUCAAGUGGGCCUGACUCAGACCAUGACACGACUUCGGGUGAACGGGAAUGUUAUAGCAUCGAUGAAAGUGAUAAGAUAUGGUUUGUCUUUCAAAGCGAUUCAGAGCAAGAAGAAUUUUAUGGUUUUGAU
Porites lobata is the source of this 546-nucleotide messenger RNA. Lineage: Eukaryota; Metazoa; Cnidaria; Anthozoa; Scleractinia; Poritidae. The record is from the annotation of a GenBank genome assembly.